AAGGGGAGCUGGACCUAAGACCUCCCGGGAGAGAGGAGCCCAGACCUGGAAACAGCAGCCACCGCCUGAGCCGGCCCCUCUCGGCCUCCAUGGACGUCAGGCAGAUCCAGGGGGCCCACAGCCAAACCCCCAGACCCGCCAGCCCUACGCCAGAAAUAGUGCUUUGGGAUCAGCCUGAGGACUGGGGGCUUGGGGCCACACUCAGCCUGGAGGAGCAAGUGCUCAACUCCACGUUUGAAGCUUGUGACUCGGAAAAGAAAGGUGUGGUGGCUGUGGGGCAGGUUCUGGCCUACCUAGAAGCAGUGACGGGGCGCAGUCCCCAGGACAGUGACCUGUGCAGCUUGGCUCAGGCCCUGGACCCCAGCGGGGAGGGUCCCACCGCCAUUGUAAACCGAGCCACCUUCUUCAGCAUCAUGCAGGACUGGAUCGCCACCUGCCAGCUGGGGCCGGGAUUAGAACUGGAGGAGGAGGCAGCCGUGGAACCCAGCCUCCAGCCAUCUGGAAUCCCGGCCCAGCUGGAAAGCUAUGGAGAUGAGGAGCCGGGGCCGGAGCUACCGGCCACAGCCGAGCUGCUCAGCAACCUGGAGGAGCUGGAACUCAGCAAUCGCCGGCUAGCCGGUGAGAACGCCAAGCUGCAGAGGAGCGUGGAGACGGCCGAUGAGGGGGCCGCCCGCCUCGGGGAGGAGCUGGCCUCCCUGCGAAAGCAGCUGCGCAGUUCCCAGCAGGCUUUGCAGUUUGCCAAGGCAGUGGAUGAGGAACUAGAAGACAUGAAGAGUUUGGCCAAAAGCCUGGAGGAGAAGAAUCGCAGCCUUGUGGCCCAGGCCCGGCAGACGGAAAGAGAACAGCAGCAGCUGGUGGCUGAGGUGGAGACCCUGCAGGAGGAGGUAGGCCUGGGAGGGGAGAGAGGGCUAUGGGCAGGGGCUCAGGGAGCAGCAGGAGCUUCCCGGGGGAGAGCAGCCCUCAACAUCCUCCGUCUGCAUGCUGGGCAGGCCGUGACUCAGCAGCCAGGCCGCGCCGGCCUUGCCCUGCCCUUCACCGGACAGCCUGAGGUGGCUGACGAAGGCAACUCAGCGGGGGUGGGGCCCGGGCCGGGCCUGUCCUGGGCCCCACCCGUUCUGGGGGCCACUGCCUACAGCCGCCUGUUUCUCCUGUUCCCCAGAACGGAAGCUGCUGGCCGAGGGGAAGGGGAAGAAGAGGAGCGGGGAGCGGUUGUGGGAGAAGGAGGCCUGAGGGUACGCCCCCGGGGGCCUCCGGGCCCACCCCCCCUCCUCAGCUCCAGGUCCAGCUCAGGCAUGAACAGAUGGACUGGCCCCUCUCCCCCCCUGCAGCGUCAGCUGUGUGAGUAUGAGAGCCUCAUUUGCCAUCGAGACCAUGUCCUUUCCGAGCGGACAAAUCGGACAGAAAAUCUGACCGAGGCCUUGGAGGAGUAUAGGGCCACAAUCCAGGUGGGUGCCAGGCCCUGGGCCGCACUCCGCUUCCCCCGGGACAUCUCUGACGGGGGGCUUGGGGACCCUGGGGGAGGAGGGGCCCUGGAGGGGCCCCACGAGCUAGUAGGCGGAUGGAUGAAGCUGCACCCCCAGUCGCUGUGCUUGGAGAUCGAGGCCAUUCGGCAGAGACAAGAGCUGGGGGCCAGCCUCCUCAACCCUCUGUGUGGUUCCCAGCCUUGGGGAGAGCCCCUGGAGGGCCCCGGAGGAACGGGGGCCCCCACUGAGGAGCCGAACACAAGCUCAGAGAAGCCGCAUGAAUCGCACAGCAGCUGGAAGGAGGAGAAUUCCUGGUCACUCAAAGAGAGGGAUGGUCAAAGAGCCGACGAGACGGGGACAAAGCCCCAAGACACGGCCGGACACCCAACCACCCUCUGGGGACCCCGGCCCGACGAUAGGACCCGCCCUGAUGCUGGGAGCAGCCCCAAGGAGCCAGCUGUCCAUCAGGCCUCGGAGCCUGUAAUGAGCCAACUGGUUUCGGCUGAGAGGAGGACAGGCUGGGGACAGAUCUACCCUCUCCCUUUGGCUGCCCCGAGACACAGGACUCCCACCUUUUCAGGGGCCCAGCCUCCCAUCCUGGGCCUCCUGUUCCUGCUGCUGCUGCUCUCUUUCCUGGUCCUGGUCUCCUCCAGGCCUCUGGCCUGGCCCCAACUCCAGCUGCACUACCUCCAGACCCCACCAGUGUGAGCCCCGAAGUCUCUGAUCCAAUAAACUCCCUCCAUGCCCCAUC
This is a messenger RNA of Sarcophilus harrisii (Tasmanian devil), 2214 nucleotides long. It is a transcript of the gene KASH5, whose product is annotated as coiled-coil domain containing 155. Gene Ontology annotation, biological process: telomere localization; homologous chromosome pairing at meiosis; chromosome localization to nuclear envelope involved in homologous chromosome segregation. Bases 90 to 2171 code for a protein of 693 amino acids. The record is from RefSeq and is a predicted model, not a curated record. The transcript is spliced from 19 exons. Gene Ontology annotation, cellular component: meiotic spindle pole; lateral element; nuclear outer membrane. NCBI's taxonomy places the organism in Eukaryota, Metazoa, Chordata, Mammalia, Dasyuromorphia, Dasyuridae. Gene Ontology annotation, molecular function: dynein complex binding.